AUGUCGUCACAGCUACCUGAAGGUGACGAUGGUAAUAAUUAUGGUAGUAGAGGUGGUGGAAGUAGUCAUUCUCAUCAUAAUAAUCGUCAACAAGGUGAUGGUAGUGAUAAUAGUAGUGGCAUAUAUGAUGAAAAUUUCUUCCCUAGUCCAACACAUCCACAUCAUAAUAAAGGUGGUUGGCAUCAUAAACAACGACAAGGUGAUAAAUUAGUGGAUCAAGAGUUUUUUAAUGAUUUUCCUGACGAUUUCGAUGAUGAAGAUUUAAAUUAA
Entrophospora sp. SA101 is the source of this 270-nucleotide messenger RNA. Lineage: Eukaryota; Fungi; Glomeromycota; Glomeromycetes; Entrophosporales; Entrophosporaceae. The record is from the annotation of a GenBank genome assembly.